Myiozetetes cayanensis is the source of this 7000-nucleotide messenger RNA. It is a transcript of the gene DIP2A, whose product is annotated as disco interacting protein 2 homolog A. The transcript has 39 exons. The coding region runs from base 45 to 4886 and encodes 1613 amino acids. Gene Ontology annotation, cellular component: cell surface. Lineage: Eukaryota; Metazoa; Chordata; Aves; Passeriformes; Tyrannidae. The record is from RefSeq and is a predicted model, not a curated record.
CCGGCGGGGUCCGCUCGCUGCUCGGCCGCCCGCCCGCCCUCGCCAUGGCGGCGGAGCGCGGGGGCUGCGCGCUGGAGGCCGUGCCGCUGCCGCCCGAGGUGCGCGAGAGCCUGGCGGAGCUGGAGCUGGAGCUGUCCGAGGGAGACAUCACUCAGAAAGGAUAUGAAAAGAAGAGGGCAAAGCUGUUAGCACGGUACAUACCACUCAUUCAAGGUGUGGAUCCAUCCCUGCAAGCAGAGAACAGAGUGCCAGGCUCUUCCCAGGCCACUGCUGCUGUAUCCAAACAGCAGAAAUCCCGCUCUACCAACUCGAGGGACGAGCGCUUCCGAUCUGAUGUCCACACCGAAGCAGUACAAGCAGCACUCGCGAAAUACAAGGAGAGGAAGAUGCCCAUGCCCUCCAAGAGACGGUCUGUCCUGGUGCACUCCUCGGUAGAGACCUACACCCCCCCAGACACAUCGUCAGCAUCAGAAGAUGAGGGCUCGUUACGGCGGCAAGGGCGGAUCGGCUCCACUCCGUUCCAGAGCCAUUCCAACGUAGAGCCCUGGCUUAACCGCGUCAUUCAGGGCUCCUCCACCUCAUCCUCUGCAUCCUCCACCUCAUCUCAUCCCGGAGGGAAACCUGCUGCUUCCAAUACCGCUCCUGCCACCGCUGCUGCCACUGUGCUUGCAGAUCUCAUGGCACACACCCAGAUAGAGAACCACUCUGCACCCCCAGACGUGACCACUGGCCUGGUGGAACACCUGUACCACGAGCGCCCGCAGGUGGCAUCGGUGCGAGGAGUGCCCAGAGGCUACAGCAGCAGCAUUUUGGAAACUGCAGAUGGUGUCCCAGUGAAUAGCAGAGUGUCCUCUAAAAUCCAACAGCUGCUGAAUACCUUGAAAAGACCAAAGCGCCCACCUUUGAAAGAAUUUUUCGUGGAUGAUUUUGAAGAACUGCUAGAAGUGCAACAGCCCGACCCAAAUCAACCAAAGCCCGAAGGAAAUCAAAUGAAUGUACUCAAAGGGGAGCCCUUAGGGGUUGUGACCAACUGGCCACCCUCUCUGCUGGCUGCCCUGCAGCGCUGGGGAACCACCCAGCCCAAAGCCCCGUGUCUGACAGCGUUGGAUACCACUGGGAAAGCCAUUUACACCCUUACCUACGGCAAGCUGUGGAGUCGAAGCUUGAAGUUAGCCUAUACCCUGCUGAACAAGCUAACCACUAAGAAUGAACCCCUGCUGAAGCCUGGAGACCGGGUAGCCCUCGUAUUUCCCAAUAGCGAUCCAGUUAUGUUUAUGGUGGCAUUUUAUGGCUGUCUCCUGGCAGAACUUAUUCCUGUCCCAAUAGAAGUUCCACUCACAAGAAAGGAUGCUGGCAGUCAGCAGAUCGGGUUUCUCUUGCGCAGCUGUGGAGUAACACUGGCUUUAACCACUGAUGCCUGUCAGAAGGGCCUCCCCAAAGCUCAGACUGGAGAAGUGGUGACGUUCAAAGGCUGGCCUCGCCUCAUUUGGUUUGUGAUUGAUGGGAAGCAUCUGGCGAAACCCACCAAGGACUGGCACCCGCAAGUCCGGGAUGCCAGCGCUGAGAUUGCUUACAUCGAGUACAAAACAAGUAAAGAGGGCAGCACGGUGGGCAUUACUGUAUCUCACGCUUCCAUGCUGGCACACUGUCACGCUCUGACUCAGGCGUGUGGUUAUUCAGAAGCUGAAACACUGACAAAUGUCUUGGAUUUCAAAAGGGAUGCUGGCCUUUGGCAUGGAGUGUUAACAAGCGUUAUGAACAGGAUGCACGUCAUCAGCAUUCCCUAUGCAUUAAUGAAGGUUAAUCCACUUUCCUGGAUACAGAAAGUCUGCUCUUACAAAGCCCGUGUAGCAGUUGUAAAAUCCCGAGAUAUGCACUGGUCACUUUUGGCUCAGAGGGAUCAGAGAGAUGUCAGCCUGAGCUCGUUACGGAUGUUAAUAGUGGCAGAUGGAGCCAAUCCAUGGUCAAUAUCUUCCUGUGACGCGUUCCUGAAUGUAUUUCAGUCCAGAGGCUUGAGACCAGAAGUCAUCUGUCCUUGUGCCAGUUCUUCAGAGGCGCUGACCGUUGCCAUUCGCAGACCUCCUGAACUGGGUGGCCCCCCUCCAGGAAAAGCAGUGUUAUCCAUGAACUGUCUGAGUUUCGGCGUGAUCAGAGUGGAUACAGAGGAGAAGUUGUCGGUCUUAACUGUGCAGGAUGUUGGCCAGAUUAUGCCUGGAGCCAGCGUGUGUGUUGUGAAGGUGGAUGGGACUCCUUAUCUGUGUAAAGCUGAUGAGGUUGGAGAAAUUUGUGUGAAUUCAGGAGCAACUGGGAUAGCGUAUUUCGGCCUCCUGGGAAUCACCAAGAAUGUGUUUGAGGCCAUCCCAGUGACAGCAGCCGGCGUGCCUGUUUCAGACCAGCCCUUCACAAGGACAGGACUGCUUGGCUUUGUGGGUCCUGACUGUUUGGUGUUUGUGGUAGGGAAGUUGGAUGGCCUGAUGACAGUCAGUGGCCGCAGGCACAACGCAGACGACGUGGUGGCCACCGCCUUGGCAGUCGAACCCAUGAAGUUUGUCUAUCGGGGAAGGAUAGCAGUGUUUUCUGUGCCCGUUUUGCAUGAUGAUCGGAUAGUGCUUGUGGCAGAGCAGCGCCCUGACGCCUCAGAGGAGGAUAGUUUUCAGUGGAUGAGCAGGGUUCUACAGGCGAUCGAUAGCAUUCACCAGGUGGGCGUGUACUGCCUUGCCCUGGUGCCAGCCAACACUUUGCCAAAGGCUCCCCUCGGAGGGAUUCAUAUUUCAGAAACCAAGCAGCGCUUUUUGGAGGGUGCCCUGCAUCCUUGUAACGUCUUGAUGUGUCCCCACACCUGCGUCACCAACCUGCCCAAGCCCCGACAGAAACAGCCAGAUGUUGGUCCUGCCUCGAUGAUAGUGGGAAACCUCGUAGCUGGCAAGAGGAUUGCACAAGCCUCGGGCAGAGAUGUGAGCCAGCUGGAGGACAAUGACCAGGCAAGAAAGUUCCUGUAUUUGGCAGAUGUUCUUCAGUGGCGAGCUCAGACAACUCCAGAUCAUCCCCUCUUCCUUCUGUUGAACUCCAAGGGCACUGUAGCCAGCACUGCAUCGUGCAUCCAGCUGCACAAGAGGGCAGAGAGAGUGGCAGUGGCGCUGCUGGAGAAGGGGCGGCUCAACGUUGGUGACCACGUGGCCCUGGUUUACCCUCCAGGAGUGGACUUGAUAGCAACUUUCUAUGGCUGCUUAUACGCUGGCUGUGUCCCCAUCACUGUCCGCCCACCUCAUCCACAGAACCUUGCUACCACUCUGCCCACUGUCAAAAUGAUUGUAGAGGUCAGUAAGUCUGCGUGCAUACUGACCACCCAAGCCAUAAUGAAACUGCUCAAGUCUAAGGAGGCUGCUGCAGCUGUAGAUAUUAAAACAUGGCCCACUAUUUUGGAUACAGAUGAUAUGCCUAAAAAGAAGCUGGCUAGUGUUUUCAGACCUACUUCCCCAGAUAUGUUGGCAUACUUGGACUUCAGUGUGUCUACUACUGGUAUAUUAGCAGGAGUAAAGAUGUCACACGCAGCUACAAGUGCCUUAUGCCGCUCGAUAAAGCUGCAGUGCGAGCUGUACCCAUCCCGACAGAUUGCCAUCUGCCUGGACCCUUACUGUGGCCUGGGCUUUGCACUGUGGUGCUUGUGCAGUGUAUAUUCAGGUCACCAGUCCAUCCUGGUCCCUCCUCUGGAGCUGGAGAGCAACGUGUCUCUGUGGCUGUCUGCUGUCAGCCAGUACAAAGUACGUGUCACCUUCUGCUCGUACUCGGUGAUGGAGAUGUGCACCAAAGGGCUGGGCACACAGACCGAUGUUCUCCGGAUGAAGGGAGUGAACCUGUCCUGUGUCCGUACCUGCAUGGUGGUUGCAGAGGAGAGACCGAGGAUCACCCUAACCCAGUCUUUCUCCAAGCUGUUUAAAGACCUGGGCCUCUCUGCUCGUGCAGUGAGCACCACCUUUGGCUGCAGGGUUAACGUAGCAAUCUGCCUACAGUGCCUCUUUGUUUGUAUUUUCUUUUUUUUUUUUCCCCUUUCUCUCUGUUUCACACACUUUGAUGGCCUCUGUUACUUCUGUUUGUGGUCCUGCUGUCAGCCAAACAGGCUGGGCAAGCUGGCUGAACAGGGAACAGCAGGACCAGAUCCAACAACAGUCUAUGUAGAUAUGAGAGCACUUCGACACGACAGGGUGCGUUUGGUAGAGAGGGGCUCUCCACACAGUCUGCCGCUUAUGGAGUCUGGGAAGAUUCUUCCAGGAGUAAAGGUCAUCAUAGCGCACACAGAAACCAAGGGACCUCUGGGAGACUCGCACUUAGGAGAGAUAUGGGUGAGUAGCCCACACAACGCCACUGGUUACUACACGGUGUAUGGAGAGGAGGCACUGCACGCCGAUCACUUUACUGCUCGCCUGAGCUUUGGGGACACUCAGACCGUGUGGGCUCGGACCGGGUACCUGGGCUUCCUGCGCCGCACGGAGCUCACCGACGCCAGCGGAGAGAGGCACGAUGCCCUGUAUGUGGUGGGCUCUCUGGAUGAAACACUGGAGCUCAGAGGAAUGAGGUACCAUCCCAUUGACAUAGAAACCUCGGUAAUAAGGGCACAUAAGAGCAUUGCAGAAUGUGCUGUGUUUACGUGGACCAACUUGCUGGUGGUGGUUGUGGAGCUGGAGGGGUCGGAGCAGGAAGCGCUGGACCUGGUGGCGCUGGUGACGAACGUGGUGCUGGAGGAGCAUUAUCUCAUCGUGGGGGUUGUGGUCAUCGUGGACCCAGGCGUCAUUCCCAUCAAUUCCCGGGGGGAGAAACAGCGGAUGCACUUGAGAGAUGGAUUUUUAGCUGAUCAGCUGGAUCCUAUUUACGUUGCCUACAACAUGUGAAAACGGGGAACCACGUCAAGGCUAAAGCACCAAAAUCCAAGGGACUUUCCUCAUAAUAACAUCAGAAUCCAUGUUCUGUGUUUUUAAAAGCUGUUGAAGACUUUAGGAAAAUGGAGAUACAACUCUUCACAGACCUUCAUCUCCCAAGACUGCAUUUGCUUUCGUAAGUCCAUUGUAACAGUUACAGCUGUCUUAGGAUGGAGAGUUUACUGGAAUUCCUGAAGGAAGCUUAUUAGAACUAUCAUGGACCAAUUUUAUUUUUUUUGGGGGGGGGGAGGGGUGGGUGGUAAUAAUUAUGAAUGUCAGUACUUGAUGCACUGCAUAAAAGGACAUAAAGUGGGGUGGGGAGAGAACACCAGCUGUGAGGAGGACUCCUGGAAGUAAGACCUGAAGUCGUGAGUGACCAUCCAGAGUUCGCCUCCGCGUGACUGUUUGCAAUAUAUCGGCAGUUUCAGGGUUGGGACUUGACCUUCAAGAUUGCACACACCUCUACCACGUUCUCUACUGAAAGGAAUUUUGCACAUAUUUUGAGAUUUAAGAAUGCAGCCUUUUUAUUUUAAAUCACUGACUCAUCCCCGCCGCUCGGAAGAAACCAACCCGUUGGGAUCCCGGAUCCAGUGUAACAGUUAUGCUGCUGUUCAGCUUUUUUGUAGCCAGCAAAAAACAAAUACUGCAGCUGUAACAGUGUUACUUAGGGUGCCAUGCUGGACUAUGUAAUGCUACAAACUUUAUAAUAAAAUACAAAGUAAUAUCCAGUUUUAAGUACUUGAUGCAGGAGCCUUCAGUGCUCUCCUAACUCCACGUCCAAGUCGCCUGUUUUCGUUGUGUUAGCUGUUGAUUCCUGCCCUGCGUAACGCCAAGGAUCUGAAAAUUCAUUCCAAAGCCACUAGUCUCUGAAUGGUUUGUACAGAUGUUUACAAAGCAUGGGCUUACAAUAUGUUUUCCCUGCAUAUCCUGUGCGAAAACUUACAAUAGUGACUUGUUUUUCCCCCCACCAUGGAAAAGCUAUUCAGUGUUAGUUAGCUUGAGCUGCUGUGGUACAGACUGUCUUUAUUUUCUGUGGAGUUGUAGACUCUUUUUGUUCAGGCUAAAAUAUCCAGUUGGUUGAGUCACACUUGACGAAUUAAGGUUUUGAAGUUUCUGCCUGAUCUAAUACUGCAGUGAACCUAAUGCAGAAAGAGAGUAGGAAGUUAUCGAGAUACUUACUGUGUUUGAAGGUAAGCACGAGACUAGCAAAUAAUUAUUUUUAUAGAUUUGUUAAAGACUUUGAGAGCUCCAUACGACUUUUUUAGUGAUGCACAAGUUUGGCAAAAGGGCCAGCUUUUUCUGCAGGGCGAUUCUGCCUGGAUCAGUGCCUAAGAAAGAUAGAUGUCAGUCCCCUGGUAUAUCAGAUUUACUCAUGGUUAAAUAAACUCUGAAAUCUGCGAGAAGAAGCUUUCCUAUAUAGUAGUUAUCUGCCCUGGUGGUGUUUACCUGUGGUGUAUUAUACAGCUGCAUACUCCUGACUGUAAUUAUGUACAGAACCUGUGUAACUUAUUCUCUGAGUACAGCAGCCUCCAGCAGCGGGCUGUGGGACACCCCUCCUAACAAAAGAGCUGGCAAAAGGAGGGAACUCCCUAACCCUCAUCUCCACAUUGUAGUUUUUUUUAGCAAAUAAAGCAUUGUAAGACUUUUUUGUAUGGAGAGAUACUGAUGACAGCGAGACGAGUUGCCUUGUAAAGUCAAAUCUUAAAAACAAAACAAAAAAAAAGCUCAUUAAACAUUUCAAAACAGCUCGUGACAAUCUGACAUCAUUGCCACGGUGAUGCUGGGUGGCCUGGGCCUGUAUGACCUUCAAGAUACAUUUGUAAAAGACACCAGCCAGGACCAAUGAAGAGACCUGUUGCCAAAUGCAGGCUGUGCUGGCGAGCAGGGCGAAAAGCACGGGCUGGGAAGGGAAAAGCUGGAGCAGAAGCAGCAGGACGGAGGCGACAGCUGCCGUGGCAGCAGGUGGGAAGGCUGUAAAGGUCCCUGACACACCUGUUCUGCCCCCCUGCAGUGUGAGUCAUGGGAGGUAGAGUGCCUGGUUUGGUUUUUAUCCAAAUAAAACAAUGUGCUGCACCGGCGUUACUCCA